UAUUUACUGGAUGUGGCAAGCAGAGAAAGGAGCUUUCAGCGGGGCUGCCUGCUGCCGGGCUCAAGUGGUAGGAGAGCUCCUUAGCCCACAGCGUUUCUGACCACCCAGUUGGCAACGACCAGCAGGCCAUGAGGACUGGUCAAAGACAGUGAGAGGACGCGAAAGGGUAAAUCCCUGUGCCCCGCAGUCUAACCUCCUGCCCUGCCGUCCCUGCAAACCAGCCAGAGGGGUAACCGUAAGCGGGGGCCUGUAUGGCCGCUUUACUGAUGCCACGCAGGAACAAAGGGAUGAGGACACGACUGGGAUGCCUCUCUCACAAGUCAGACUCCUGUAGUGAUUUCACGGCGAUUCUUCCUGACAAACCCAACCGGGCUCUAAAGAGGCUCUCCACAGAAGAAGCUACGAGGUGGGCAGACUCCUUUGAUGUGCUUCUUUCCCAUAAGUAUGGGGUGGCUGCAUUCCGAGCCUUCUUGAAGACGGAGUUCAGUGAGGAGAACCUGGAAUUCUGGUUGGCCUGUGAGGAGUUUAAGAAGACCAGGUCAACUGCGAAACUGGUCUCCAAGGCCCAUAGAAUCUUCGAGGAGUUUGUGGAUGUGCAGGCUCCGAGGGAGGUAAACAUAGACUUCCAGACCCGAGAAGCCACGAGGAAGAACAUGCAAGAACCAUCCCUGACUUGCUUUGACCAAGCCCAGGGAAAAGUACACAGCCUCAUGGAGAAAGACUCUUAUCCCCGGUUCUUGAGGUCCAAAAUGUACUUAGAUCUGCUGUCCCAAAGCCAGAGGCGGCUCAGUUAGACCUCAGAUGGAGACUCUUGGAGAUCAUCGGCUUUUCCCUAUCCCUUGCUGCCAAGACCAUAUUCUAAUGUGAAAUGUCUUAAGUGUUCAAAAGCAAAGGCGUUUAGGUUGGGAGGCUGGGAGUGAGGAAGGGGUGAGGGGCCGUUCCAAAGUACGAUCCUGCACCAGAGCUUGGACCCUGUUCCACGUACCCAUGUUUGUGUAUAGUUAGUGGUAGCGCCUUGCUACUGUCUACCAUCUCUGGGUCAGCCACUUGUCCUCCAUGAAUGCCUUGGGUCGUCUCCACUGAGAAGGCAGAUUUGCUAUGCUGGGCCAAUUUGUAAAUAAUGCAAACGCAAUUCCACCAUUCCCAUACCUUCCUCAGUAGGAAUGGUCCUAUAUCCUUAUGAGGAGCAGUUAGAAGAUCCUGGCUCACAUUUGUGAUUUACUGUCAUAAUAUAACGGCCAGUCCUAGGUGCUGGGCCCUACUGUUUAACAGAGAGGUCUCUGUGGAACCCUAGGUUUCCAGCACUGUUAUUGACAGGGGGCCUUGGGGUGGGGGCCAGCUCCAUGGAGUUGACUGUUUCUUUCAUUUCUACCGAUCCAGUGUGAAAAGCUGUGACCACUGCCCUUCUUAGCCUAAGAAAUUCAUGAGACUCCCCUACCCUUGCAAUUCUGGAAAGGGUCUUGGGCGAUGUCCCUCUUGACUUCUGAUAUGAAGCUGCUAUUAGGGAAAACACAGCUUGCAAAUCUUCCUCAAUUCUGCCAAGUUUUCCAAAAGCCGAAAGACCAGGAAUGUAGUGUCAGUAGAUUUUUGUGCAAUGGGGCUCCACAGAACCUUCUUGUUGCUUAAUAUAUCCUCUGCCCUUGCCACUCUAAUGCCAUGUAUCACUGAUUACUUAGAAUGAGCCAGCUUGGCAAAGGGAGGUAAGUCCCCCUAGACUGGACAGUUCCCACAGUGCCUACUACUUUCCCUGUCUCUGCCCAUCACCCCUACAUGCAGGUCAUGUAGGUGCGAUGGGGGAGAACAGGAGCCUAGGCUGUCACUCCUUCCAGCUUGCUUCCUGGGAGAUGCUUUCUUAGAAAGGUUCCUCUAAGGAGGGCUACCUAUUAAGCAGCUUCUUUCUUGAACUUUGGCCUUUUGGGAUUGAACAUGCAACAGAAGGUGAGGCUAAGAAGAGCGCUAUGUAUAUCUGGAUGUGGAGAACCUUCCUGAGACGCUUCCAGGGGACACUGGGACUGCUCUUGGAAAUAUGUUGGAAAACUCCUUUGGAGGCUGAGUGAGACACAUGGAACCUACUUUAGCUGCCCAGGGAAGGAGCUGUCUUUGGACCAAAAUUGCAAAGCCAAGGAGAUGGAUCCUUGGCAAGAAGACUGAAAGUGGAAGGGGCAGCCUGGGAGAGGCUACUCUCCAGAUGAAGUGAAAUCAAGAGAGCAUGAUGGCAGCACCAAGGGUAAUUCCCAACUCAUCCAUGGACUUGGAUUUGCUGUAGGUCUCCAGCACCUCCAGCUUAACUAAAUGAAACAGCACCUGAUUAGCCAUAAGCACUAGAGUGCAGGGGAUGGAGACCCAGCUGAAGCACUGUCCUCUCGGGGGCUGGGGGUGGCUGGGCCUCUUUAGAUGUGGUAGGCCCCAGUGUUUGUGUUCUCGUCCAAUAAUGUCGAGAGUCUCUUCCUUCCUUAGCUAUGGCUAGGUAAGGUCAAGAAGGCUCUCAAUCCCAGUGGCUUUAGGAUGUACUGUUCUGCGUGUUGCAUCUAUGAGGGAGGGUUGGCGUGUCAUUAUGAACCAUCAGGAGAGAAAAAACACAUGCCUUUUAGUCCUCCCUUUGAAGAGAGCUGCAAAAUUUCAUGUUCAAGAACUCUGUAGCCUCAAGUGGGUAUUUCUGGUUAGAUCGGGUAGUAUUUUCCUGCCCCCACUGUCAAAAAACCAUUCUUAGCUAAAGCUGCCAGAAUUCAUUUAAUGAUCAAAUUCUCAAACAGGGUAUUUUAAACAUUGUUUACAUGAGAAAUGUGAAUGUGCUGCCAACUCUUUUGAAUAUAAAAUGCAUAAAAAUUGGAACAGCACAGUUACAAAAAUAGGGAAUGUUCUAGAGGGGCCUUUUUGUCACUUCCACUGUCCCCAGGAGAAGAGUCUGAACAAGGGUGUUGUGUGGUAGCCUCAUCUGGGACCUAGAGUUUUUGCCAACAAGUGGUGGAAUGAAGGCCGCAGACGGCAGUAGCACAAUGUCUGGCGACUUCCUCCCACCACGGGGAACGUGAAGGUCAAGCUGAGUAUCCUGAAUGUUGCCACUAAGUGAAGGUACGUGGGCAAGUAUCCGUGCGUAGAGGAGUGUGAUAGCUAUAUUUGCGGUACUCCUGUGGAGUGUGUGUGUGUGUGUGUGUGUGUGUGUGUGUUAACCGUGAGCAUUCCACUAGCACACCGCAGACGGUCUUCCCUUGGGGUGGGGCUCUCCUCACACCCUUGAUGUCCUGCUUCCCACAAAGGCACAGAGCUCUCUGCUCUGAGGCCGACUUUGGCACUUUGGCUGUGCCAACCCAGAUUGUGGUCUGUGAUGAAACAAAGAGAAAUGUUUACAACAUCUAGAGCAAUAGCCAAACAUACCUCAUCCCUGACCUCCGUGGCUCCCAGUCCUGCCCUCCCUCCUGCUUCUUCUUCCACGAGCCCUCAUGCGCCUCUCCUAUGCUGUCCUGUCUUCCUUUGCUCCUAAUGCUGGGUUUGUGUGGUAAGCUGCCUUCUGGGCUUUGGUCCUGGGCCCUGGAAAGGCUCAAGGCAAGUCAGAGCAGUGGCUUCUGAGGGACUGAGCUAUGACCUUUAUAUUUGCUCUCCAUUCCUGAGUGACCUUUCACCCCCACCUGAGUGUUAAUGUGUUUGGGCUGGUCUGAGAUUUCCUGUUGCCCUCUGCAAACCAAAUAAGACACAGUCGAUAACAACCGUUCCUAGCCCCAGGUAGCUGCUGGGGUAAGGAAGGUCCUGUGAGUAGUGAUGGCCACUAAAUGUUGGCAUGAACAGGGCCUACUCAGAAAUUCUCUCGCAAGUGCUGACUCCCAGAUCCUCAUUAGACUCUCUGGUCCAACCAACCUAGGGUGGGGCCCAGAAAAAUGCAUUUUCGAGAAGCCUCUAUGUGGGUAGUGGCCUUCGGAUAAUUUUUUGCCAAAGGUUCUCUCUGAGAUUGGCUCACAUCCUUGGCUGCUUCUUGGAGUCAACCCUGGAGUGAGUGAGUUUUAAAAACCAGUUUUGUGUCUCCCCCAGAACCUCUAGGGGUAGGGCCCCAGGCAACAGGAGGCGUCAAGCUCUACAAGUGCGGGUGAAGUUAGGAAGCACUGAUCCCACAAGCAAGGAGGAACAACUGGGCUGGAAACACAGAGGGGCCAGAGCAGCCCAGGGCAGACAAGCACAAUAAUCAGGAAGUGCCCACUCUGGAGUCUGCCUCUGUGGGCUGCCUCUGCUCUGACUUGCUACUAUUUUGCCCCAGCUACUGCAUGUAUGGCCGUGAAAACACCAACACCAGGUACUUGAUGGAGGCAUGUUUGGCCAGGCCUGGCUGCCUUGUUCGCACUUCCUCCAAGCUUCCCCCCUGGGUUACUCCCCCUGCUUGUCUUUUUUCAUGCACUCUUGUGUUUGGUCAUUUUGGCGUGGGCUGUGCCUCUGUACCUAAGGCCAUGUGGUGGGAACUCAGGUAAGCAAGUAAGGGCAUAAUAAUUGUGGUAACGCACCUCAAGAUUCCCGCUGGUACAAGUAUCAAGCCCUUGGAGGCUUUCCCAAGACCAUGGGGUGGUAGUGGUGAUGGUAUGGGGGAGUUGUUUCCCGGUCUAUGCCCUUCCCCCAUUUCCUCUUCAAUCCCAGCCUGGAUGGGUAACCGGAAAGUUCCUGGUUGAGUUUAUUUUUUGGUGCUCUCCUCAGAACUCGCUGCUCUGAAUCAACCAAAGCUGUUAAGUGUGUUCUGCCCAGGCCUAAGCCCUGCCCUGGGUGUAGCCUUUGAGCAGUUCUCCUUGGCAGGGCCUGGUAUCUGGGCACCCCAGGCUCUGGACUGUGAGGGGAAGGCAUCAACCCCUUGUGAGUGCUGGGGGAGGGAGGUCAGGGAAGGCUGAAGGAGAAUGGCUGGGAGGGAAGGCCAGCAGUGAGUGUGGUGUCUGCUUCCCCAUGAACCAGGAGGAAAAGUUGAUGUGUGGCACAUUACAAGGCAGCUGGUCUCCCAUCAACAAGUGUGCCCGGACCUCUCCUGACCCUGCUUGUGCCCACUUCCAAGCUACACACAAGAAUUAUGAUUUUCCCGUCGGAGAUAGUCUUCCAGUCAGCCAACUUGUCAAUCUUUAAAUAUGCAUCCCUCUGGGUUAGAAGCAAGAGGAGACAGUCACCACUGGCAUUGAGAGCCUGUGCUGCUGUGCCACUCGGCAUGAAAUGGUGUAGGGAAAAGUCAAGAGCACAGAUGUCUUCCUGCCUCUCUCUGACUCUACAAGUUGCUGUGGCCCUAGAUGGACGAUGGCGGCACGGGACCCUGGGCUCCCAGGCUUGGCAUCCAGAUCCUCUCUCUAAGCUGAUCCCUUCUUGAUUCUUGUAUUCUUUGGACCCUUCUGUCCCUCCCCUCUGCCAGGCAUGGACAAGGUGGCUGGAUUGGGUGUGCACUCCAACCUCGGUAGCCUUAGUUGAGUCACGCGGCGUGCACAACAGAUUCGUAGCAACUCAUCUGCCAUAGACACAGCUUGGCUGAUGGAGUCCUCAUUGAGUUGUUUCAUUACUGUGUAAAGUGGAAUCAUGUCAUUCACCUUUACUAUAAGCAAGGCUGUGAGAACAUAAUAAACAACCUGAACACGCUGCCCUUCGCUCUCUGCCCACAUUUCUGGCCGGCUGACUCCAGAUGAGGAAACAUUUCACGUAACACAUGGACUCCUGGAGUGGAGGGGAGGGGAGGGGCACGUGGCCUCACCCAACAGUGGCUGGCACGGGGCUGACCGCCGGGAGGAGGGCAGCGUAGGUGGAAAGGGAAGGGCUUGGAAUGAGUGUGAGAGUAAAGAAUAACUCUGGGAGAUGAGAGCUUUGAAACUGUAAAGUGUUCUACAAACACAAGGUGGUGUUUUUAUUAGCACCACCUACUGCUUGAAAAUGCAGGGAGAGAAAAGACUGGGGAUGGUUUGUGUAUUUGUUCAGCCGGAGCAAUCUGAAAAUGGAACGAGCCGCUCUUGCUUAUGAUGGCACCUUGCUUUGUGCAACCGGUGUAUCCCUAAAAAGUACAUUACUCAUCCCAGCUUUGUGUGUCUCUGGUGGCAGGGUCCUGUGGAGGGGAGUGAAGGAGAACAAGGUGCAGCAUCUGCUCACAGAAGCUCGU
Molecule: messenger RNA, 6097 nt
Organism: Condylura cristata (star-nosed mole)
Lineage: Eukaryota; Metazoa; Chordata; Mammalia; Eulipotyphla; Talpidae
Gene: RGS8
Product: regulator of G-protein signaling 8
Exons: 7
Coding region: 252-794 (180 amino acids)
Source: RefSeq, a predicted model, not a curated record